AGUUCCACGUUACCCACGGGUGUAGCUCCGUCCUCCGUGGCCCCGGGCCUUGACUCUGCACUUGGAGAGCUCUGGUCUCCCGGCUCCAGACGUGCCGGCGCGCUCGCCCAGGGGCGAGGGGGACCAGGGAGAGGGACCCCUGGAAACUGAAUGGUCCCUGGAAGUGACGUCUGUGCCGUGACCGAGGGAGCCCGCUCAACUUUGAUCUACCAGAACUUGCUUCCUGGGCUAUGGGAGAUGUCAGCGAAUUAAAAAUGCAAAUAACACCGGAAACUCCAGGAAGGAUCCCUGUUUUGAAUCCCUUUGAAAGUCCUAGUGAUUAUUCUAAUCUCCAUGAACAAACCCUUGCUAGUCCUUCUGUCUUUAAAUCUACAAAACUACCAACUCCAGGGGAGUUUAGGUGGUCGAUCGAUCAGCUGGCUGUAAUAAAUCCUGUGGAAAUAGACCCUGAGGAGAUUCAUCGGCAGGCUUCUUACUUAAGUCAUUCUCGAAUAGAUAAAGAUGUGGAAGACAAAAGACAAAAAGCCAUUGAAGAGUUUUUUACUAAAGAUGUCAUUGUACCCUCUCCCUGGACUGAUCAUGAUGGGAAACAGCCUUCCGAGCUUCAUCCCAGUAAAUGUCUUAAUGGCAAUAGCGACUCCCCUGUUGGGCAAAAGCUGGUGCUCCUUUCUGAGAAAUGCAAUGCUGCCUGUCAGACUCUGCUGUCUCUUCCUGUGGACUUUAAUUUGGAAGCUGUAUUAGGAGACUAUUUUAGAGCAGACGACUUUGUGGACCAGUCUCCUGGGAACCUCAGUUCUUCAUCCCUCAGAAGAAAGCUCUUCCUAGACGUCAAUGGAAGCAUCUCUGACUCUUUACCUUCAGCUUCUCCCGGAAGUCCCCCUCACAGUGCUCGAGAAUCUCUUGAGGGACAGUUUUCUUCUAGUCCCAUUCAGCACAGUGCAAAAAAAUACAGUUUGGGGAGCAUUAAUAGCCCUUCAGCUAUUUCUUCACCCACUUUCUCACCGAUUUCACUUCAAGUAGGAAAGACACCACUUUCAGAGCAGAGGAAGUUUACAUUUCAUUCCCCAGAGGCUUCAUCCGGAGCAGCCUCCAUUGGGAUCACUAAUCCAAGCAUCAGGAGCCCGUACAUUGAUGGCUGCUCACCGAUCAAAAACUGGUCUCCUCGGAGACACAGGGGUGGUCCUGAGUACAUGUCCUCACUGCUUCAGAUACCGUUCACGCUUGAGACUCACGGGGAGGACGAGGAAGACACCGUUCCGUGUGCAGAGGCCUCUCCACCAGGCACAGAUGCUGCGGCAGGCCUCCUCCAGCAGUUGAACUGUGAGGCCUUGGCACGUGGCGAGCCUUCACUCGUCACUGCCAUGUCUGUUUCACAGAGCCAGUCUGGUACUUCUGAGAGAGAACUAGCGCUGACAGAGGGUGGUGAAAGCGAGAGGGAAAACGACACCGUGGAUAUGGUCGAGCCUAUAGACACAGUGGGCGAAAGCACGUGGAUCAAGGAGCCAGUGGAUAAUGGGAACUCACUCAUGACUGAUUUUGUUAGUGGAAUUGAAAACUCUCAUAUGUGCAUGUCGCCUCUUGCAGAAAGCAGUGUUCUGCCCUGUGAAAGCAGUACUAUCCAGAUGGACAGUGGCUACAACACACAGACUUGUGGAAGUAAUAUCACCGAUACUGUUGGGACAGAAAGCUACUGCAGAGAAAAUGCCACACAGUCCUUUGAAGUGGAAAUGAAAUCUUAAUUCUGUAACAUAAAGCAAGACCAGAGUGCAGAGGUGUUGGAUGAAAACUGCAAGUCCAUCUCAGUGCAGCAGCCCAUAGAGUGUCGAGACCAAAGAUUACCACUCAGUAGCCCCUCAUGUUUUAUGAUGCGAAUAACAUGAUGGUGGCUUGGGUUAAUGCUUCCAGUAAUAAGCGCAGCUCCCUCCUUAAUGUGAAAAGCCGUCCGCAGAGGAAACUAGUAACAAGAACAAAAGCUCUAAGUUGUUAAAUUACAAACUGGUGUUUUAAAAUCAAUAAAUAUUUUUAUAUUUGUUUUGAGUACUUUGUUAAACAAAAAACUGACAGAGCUGAUGGUUUUCUUCUAUCCUACAGGGUCAGUGAACCACUUGUUAAGACUUUGAAUGAUAGACCUGAAUUUAGCAGUUCUUGGAACACAAGAAAAAUGUUAAAAGUGGAUAAAAAAAUGCACUAUAUAUUUUUACAUGAAAACUGCAUGAAAGAUAUUGUGUGAUAUAAAACUUCCCGAAGGUAGAUAGAAAAUAAACUGAAUUCCUUGAAA
Messenger RNA from Psammomys obesus (fat sand rat), 2278 nucleotides. RefSeq names its product BORA aurora kinase A activator (gene Bora). Gene Ontology annotation, cellular component: nucleus; cytoplasm. The record is from RefSeq and is a predicted model, not a curated record. Bases 231 to 1739 code for a protein of 502 amino acids. NCBI's taxonomy places the organism in Eukaryota, Metazoa, Chordata, Mammalia, Rodentia, Muridae. Gene Ontology annotation, biological process: regulation of mitotic spindle organization; regulation of mitotic nuclear division; activation of protein kinase activity. The transcript has 12 exons. Gene Ontology annotation, molecular function: protein kinase binding.